This is a messenger RNA of Cercospora beticola, 798 nucleotides long. RefSeq lists its product as uncharacterized. NCBI's taxonomy places the organism in Eukaryota, Fungi, Ascomycota, Dothideomycetes, Mycosphaerellales, Mycosphaerellaceae. The record is from RefSeq and is a predicted model, not a curated record.
AUGUGCAGGGCAUGUGCAGCACACCACCAAUAAAGUAUUCCUGUACCAUCACGCGGUGUGAAGCCGGCUGACGGGGAUGAUAAGAGAAGGGGGCAGCAGACACCCAAGUCAAUCUGCGUCGCGUGCCUGCUAACUUAGCGACGUACCAGGCAAGGCAAGCUAUUCCGUCAGUGCUGCUGCUUUCCUUGCUCUUCUCUUCCUUCUUCCUCUCAUCACUCUUGCAUAUCGUCGCCAGAAAAUUGUUGAGCACGCAAAGACCCAAGAAAAAACACUCCAGAAUCCCUCUCAAGCACCUCCAAAAUGGCAGACACCAAGCCCGCAGAGACCACUCCAGCUGUCGCAGCUCCAGUCGACAACACGACCGCGCUGCCCACCAUCGAGAACGAGGCGCCAAAGACCGACGCAGCUACCACUGACGGCGCCGCCCCAGAAGCCGCAGCUCCAGCCGAUCAAUCCACUGCAGCACCAGCAGCCGCCGCAGAGCCAGCCAAGGCAGAGCAACCAGCCGGCGAGACCACCCAGACAUCCAAGGCCGACAAGAGGAAGAGCCGAGUCGGCGAUUUGGCCAAGAAGCUCCAGUUCUGGAAGAAGGACAAGAAGGAGGAUGCUGCCAACUAGGCGCAAGAAAACUUGUCCAACAGAAAGAAGAACAAGCAAACCUUGUGGGCAUGAAGUUUUUAUUUGCGCGGCGCUGUUUCCUCAAGAGAUAUCCUAUGAUACCCUUCCAUGUUUGAUAUUAUGGCAUGGCUAAUUAAGCAGACGAGACUGAUCAUCAGGUCUGAAAUCUAAAGUUGAUUU